AUGGGAUGGCGCCCGAAGCAUUAUCAAUUAAAUAUUACUAUUACGCGGGAUGCACAAACAUCGUAUUUCGGUAGUGUCGAGAUCUAUGUUGAAGCUACUGAAACAUCCUCAUCGCUAUCUUUGCAUGUUGGUCGUCCAAUUUCCGAAAUUAUACUGCCACAGAUAUCCAUCUAUAAUUGUUAUACAGGUAUUGAUAUUUUCAGGCCAUGGACUGUGACGACUUUUUUCCAACUUCGCAAUGCACGUUCCGUAUUCCCAUGCUUUGAUUUACCGGUCAUGAAAACAACCAUGGAGCUUUGCAUAACACAUCCAGCCGGGACCGAAGCAAGGUCAAAUGAACAGCUGAGUAAAAUUUCGAAUAUAAAUGGAAAAACUGAAUCGUGUUUCGAACGAACACCGCCAAUGAGCACCUAUUUGUACGCAUUUACAAUAUUUGAUCGAAUGAGUUCUCUGAAAGAAGGGCGAGAAAAGUUCGGCGAAGGUCUUCCAGAAAUUGAAGUGUUGUAUUCGGAAGAAGAUAGCAUCAUCAGACCUGAGUGGAUUAAUCGAGAAGCUGCACAUGCUUUAAAAACAAUGUCAGCUAUCAGUGGCUUAAAUUAUCCGUUGAAAAAAAUCAACUUGAUGGCAACAUUUUUACCGGUUUAUGGUGUUGAAAACUUUGGUCUCAUACUUUUGGACGAGCGUUUUGUGGCUUAUCCGAAAUAUCGAUUAGCACACACGAUUCUGGCACAUGAAGUGGCGCAGCACUGGAUUGGCAAUAUUGUUACGAUCAAAAACUGGAAAGAAAUGUGUCUCCAGGUUGGCAUUUCAUUUUAG
Gongylonema pulchrum is the source of this 816-nucleotide messenger RNA. The record is from the annotation of a GenBank genome assembly. NCBI's taxonomy places the organism in Eukaryota, Metazoa, Nematoda, Chromadorea, Rhabditida, Gongylonematidae.